Molecule: messenger RNA, 3625 nt
Organism: Aplysia californica (California sea hare)
Lineage: Eukaryota; Metazoa; Mollusca; Gastropoda; Aplysiida; Aplysiidae
Product: MAGUK p55 subfamily member 2
Exons: 15
Coding region: 84-1775 (563 amino acids)
Cellular component (GO): plasma membrane; cell-cell junction
Molecular function (GO): protein binding
Source: RefSeq, a predicted model, not a curated record
GUCACGUGAUCACAGGUGAAUCCAAAAAGAACGCUAACAUAAACAAACCUGCACAGGAGUGUUGUUGAAAAGAAUAUUCCACCAUGCCUACAGCAACAUCAGAGGCUCUGAGUGCCCAAGAAGCCAUCGAGGUGGUGGGAGACCAGCUAGAUGACCUUCUGGAUGUUGGGGCUCGUCCUGCUGAUCUUGAUUUCCUCAGGGCUCUCCUCACAGACGACAAGCUCUUUAACAUUGUUGAUGUCCAUGAGGAUCUGGAGGUCCAGCUUCCCCCGGCCAAGCACAAUGAGGCAGUGGGCACCACCAGGGACAUGCUGGAUCUGCUGGAAGAGUUUGUCGACAUGCCUACUGCCAAGGAACUCAUGGAUAUCUUGGAUAAUCCCCACUUCCGGGCUCUAGUUGUGGCCCAUGAUGACAUCACCAAUAAAAACUUCGAGGGCGACAUCGAGAGAACCCAUCAGCUGUUGUCCCCGCCUCCUCCUGUAUUCUCUUCCAUCGAAGAACAGGUUCGGUUCGUCAACAUCAGGAAGUCGCAGACGGAGCCCCUGGGAAUCACAGUGAAGCUGGAUGAGAUGAAUGACCUGGUGGUAGCUCGUAUCCUGCAAGGCAGUAUCGUUGACAAACAAGGUAUGUUGCACGUUGGUGAUAUCAUCCGUGAGGUCAACGGCCUGCCUGUUGCCACGCCUGAGCAGCUGAUGGAGAUGAUCAUUGACUCGGACCCAGAAAUCACACUCAAGAUUGUGCCCUCUUUCCAGAAUGUUCAGAAGACAGAACCGGUAUACAUGAAAGCUCACUUCAAGUGGGACCCCCUGAAGGAUCGGCUCCUGCCGUGUAAAGAAGCUGGACUGCCCUUCAACGAUGGUGACAUCCUGGAGAUUCUUAGCUCUGAUGACUCUAACUGGUGGCAGGCACGCCUGGCAGACAUCAAUGGUCCCGUGGGCCUCGUUCCUUCCCAAGCCCUGGAGGAGAAGAGAAAGUCCUUUGUCAACCCAGACCUAGACUACUCCAAGAGCAGUUUGUUUUGUGGGCUGACCAAGAGAAAGAAGAGGACCAUUAAAUAUAAUGCAAAAGACAACAAAGAAUAUGAUAAAGCUGAUGUGCUAAUCUAUGAGGAGGUGCGUAGAAUGUCGCCGUUUGAGCGUCCUUUCCUUGUCCUUGUUGGGGCGAAGGGUGUAGGACGGAGAGCGCUGAAGGAGAGGCUUAUCAAAGAUGACCCAAGGAGAUUCGGAACUCCUAUUGCUCACACAUCUCGUGCUCCCCGGGAAAAGGAAGUGGACGGCCAGGGCUAUUACUUCACGGAUCGCGAGUCCAUCGAGCGAGAUAUCCUUAGCAACCAGUACAUAGAACACGGAGAGUUCAACCACAACUUGUAUGGCACGCGGGUCGACUCCGCUUGGGAUGUGGUGAAGUCUGGCAAGAUGUGUGUGCUGGAUAUCAGCCCCACGUCUCUGAAAAUGCUGAAAAAUGCUGAGUUUAUGCCAUACAUUGCGUUUAUCGCUGCGCCGAGUGUGGAAGCUCUCAAGGUCAUGUAUGAAGAAGGGCGACGUUUUGCCAAAGGUGGCAGGGGUCGAGGAGGAGCAUCAGUUGUAGAGGUGAAAAGUGAGGAAGAUUUCAUCACCACUGUGAAUGAGAGUGCCCGCAUCGAGAAACAGUUUGGCAGCUACUUUGACGAGAUUAUUGUCAAUGACAAUUUUGAGGAGACGUAUCGACUUUUACGCAAGUCUCUCAACGACAUGACCAGCAAGCAGCAGUGGGUGCCUGUCAACUGGGUCCACUAGAAGUGAACAUGGUGUGUGCCGGUCAUCUGAGUCCAAAAGUACUCCCUGCUGUGGUUGUGUUUUCUCAGGGUAGGGGCAGAAUUUGUCAGGAAAUCUGCAUUUAUAAAAUGUUGUAUUUGUAUCCCGAGCACUACCAACCAGGACGGUUUAGCAAUGUGGAGUGUUGUCCUCCUAUAGAAGAAUGCGGAUUACAGAGUGCAUUGCCUUUGUAUACUAAUAUUGUUUCAGUAGGGAAAAUAAGGUGCUUUUUUUCCCCAUAGUAUACUGUUCUGGUGCAGGGUUUUUGGUAGAACUUAAGUGAAUGGUUGUGGUAGGCCAUUUAAGGUAACUUGUUGCCGUGUUGUGUGCCCUUUCACCCCACCCACUGUCCCAGGGGAGUUUCAAGUUUGUAACUGGUUUGUGUUGACAGGACAAGAGAGUUUCUGUGGUCUCUUGGUACGCUGUGCAGAAGAUACGAGACAAGCCCUCUUCUCCUCUUUAGCUUCUGUGGUUUAAUGCUUAGGCUCUUUCCUGUGAGUGCUGGAAAUGUGAGUUCACUUCCCAAUGGAAGAAGAUAUUGUAACUAGUAUCUCUCUAUUUCUACUUGGGUUUAUCCCUCAUAGCUUAUGAUAGCCCUGAAAGGCAGGGUUCAAACAGCUUGCCUUCUUUCUGUCAUUAAUUGUGUCAGUUUGGUGUUUGACGUUUUACCCAACAAACUCUCCCAUUAAUAUCUCAACACUUUUAACACUUUGCAGUCACUUCACGCAAUAAUGCGAUGGUGAAAAUUAUCCGUUCCGGUCACCUGGCCCCAGAAGUUAGUUGCAGUCACUCUCCUGGCUGGGUGACCAGAUGGGGUAUUUUUUACUGCUGGCUGUGUGACUGCAGUGUUAUUAUGUGUGUUGAGUCUUCAUGCUAGCUGGUGGUGUGAGGUUGUUUUGUGGGUGGCAUCUGAGUGUAUACAUGUAUGCUCCACUCACAUGUCAAGCAAUGAGGCUUAGUUUUCCAUUUUGGGAUGUCCCCCUUCCUGUGUAUCACAUAGGUGACAAAGCAGCGAUGGGAAUGUAAUCUGUUGCUCUGUUUAAUUCACCACAAUAAGACUCAUAUAGUUUUUGAGAUCCUCUUCAUCCUCUCAAAUUCUCUUGCCUUGAUGAUAAUUGUCCUGUAAUGGUCAUAAGGUUUGAGUUAAUUAAAAAAAAAAAAAAUUCAUUCCAUGUUAUUAAUUGGAUUUUGAUGCAAAUUGUAUAGUCUCUCAAUUUGAGAGGUGUAUAAACUUGUCAUGAGAUGGGUCAGGAUGAACCACUGUUCUUUUGUGUUUGUUCAAGAUUACUCUCUUGUACUUGUACUUUGAAGCUUGUAAGGCUGUUUUCUGUCCAUUGUCUUCUUGUUUCUGUACCGUCACGCUUGACAGCUCAUGGCCAUAUUUGUGAGGUGGUCGAGAAAAACUCACCCUAAUUAAUUAGGGUAGAGUGAUGGAUGCUUUGCACUCUUUCUUCUCCUUGUCAUUUUCACUUGUUGUUCCCACCUUUCCCAGCCGUAGAUGUUAUUUUGUUGAUGUUUCUCUAAAUCUCUGUACCCACAAUUGAAAUGGGUUUUGUGAUAAUACUAAUAUUUUCUUAUCAAUCAUUCCAUUGCUCUAUUUUAUUUAUUCUUAGAAAGCUGCUUUCUUUUUCUUAAAAAACUUAUUACAUGCAGCUUCUUAAAUUGUAGGUUUAUCCAUGUAAACGUUGCAUUCCAAUUGUUUAUGUCCAAUGUUAAAUAUGGUGCAUAAUAAUAUGGUAAUCUUGUUUUGAAGGAUAUCGCCAGCAACUUUUAAUAACUUGUCCAGAGGACUAGCUUCAUUUGAUUCGCCUUACUUUCCAUUUCUUCACUUC